CAGGAGAAAGUGCCCGGAUCAGUCCUAAUACGGGCAACUCGGGAAGGGAGCAGGCGCGUCAGCUGGGCGUGUAACGCGAGCUUGUGCGCUCUUGGAGACGGCCGGCUCAGCGACCCCCGGGAUCCACGUGGAGCACCUAAGAAGGACCUGCCUCCAUCAGCAACAGCAGUAAAGUUGGGACACCCCGCUCCCCAAACAUGCAGGAUCCUAAUGCGGACACAGAGUGGAAUGACAUCUUACGUAAAAAAGGCAUUCUUCCUCCAAAAGAAAAGCUGAAGGAGCAAGAACAAGCUGAAGAGGAAAGGGAGCAGCAGAUAAUCCAGCAAAAAUCUGUUGUGAAAACAUAUGAAGACAUGACCCUGGAAGAGCUUGAAGAAAAUGAAGAUGAAUUCAGUGAGGAAGAUGAACGUGCUAUGGAAAUGUACAGGCAGCAAAGGCUAGCUGAAUUGAAAGCCUUGCAAGCAAAGAAUAAAUUUGGACACGUUUUUGAGAUCUCCGGACAGGAUUACAUCCAAGAAGUUACCAAAGCUGGCAAGGAUAUAUGGGUGAUACUACACCUGUACAAGCAAGGUAUUCCCCUUUGUGCCUUGAUAAAUCAACACUUAAAUGGACUUGCAAGGAAGUUCCCAGAUGUCAAGUUUGUCAAAGCCAUUUCAACAACCUGCAUACCCAACUAUCCAGAUAGAAACCUCCCCACAAUCUUCGUCUACCUUGAAGGGGACAUCAAGGCCCAAUUUAUUGGACCCCUGGUGUUUGGCGGCAUGAACCUGACAAGUGAUGAAUUGGAGUGGAAGAUUUCUGAGUCGGGCGCCAUCAAGACAGACCUGGAGGAGAACCCCAGGAAGCAGAUCCAGGACCAGCUGAUGACAUCCAUCAGGUGCUCUGUCCCAGCAAGGAGGGAGGAAAGUGACCCAGAAGAUGACUAAGGCCUCGUGUGAAGCUCAGUUCUAUGCCUGAUUACUCUGAAGUUAGUCUGACUGCAUUCAGUGGGGCUUGACUUCCAUGUAAAGAGUGCAUGUGAUUGCAGCCCCAUAAAUACCACUGAUGGGUUUUUGCUUUUGCUUUUAGAUUUUACUAAAGAAGUCAUGGUUAUGUGGAGGCUUGCAGAGCAGUAAAUUGGAGGAAAUUGGAAAGGCUUCCUGAUGAAUCAGGCGCUUGUUGUGGACAUUCCCUACAGUGGACAUAACUACCAACAGCACAUUCACCCUCUGGGUGUUUUGCUUGUUCUCUUUCCUCUGUUGGGUGACAACUCUCUCCUCUGUACCAGAGUCAUUUUAAGCACAGAGAGUGCUUGGUCAUUUCUAUGCUUUUGACAAAGGCCAACAACUCCAUUAUGGUUGGGAAAAGGCUAUAAUGCAAUUCUUGAUUCUCAAAUAAAAAUACACGAUUAAUUUUUAAAGGGUUGUGUGGAACAUUGUGUAUAUUUUAUUGGGCAGAUCCAACUGCAGAAGGCUAAUAUUGCUGCCAAGGUCUCAGAAUUAAAGUGAGAAUACAGUAUUUAUAUAUUUA
Podarcis muralis (Common wall lizard) is the source of this 1509-nucleotide messenger RNA. It is a transcript of the gene PDCL3, whose product is annotated as phosducin like 3. Gene Ontology annotation, biological process: positive regulation of gene expression; angiogenesis; protein folding. Lineage: Eukaryota; Metazoa; Chordata; Lepidosauria; Squamata; Lacertidae. The record is from RefSeq and is a predicted model, not a curated record. Gene Ontology annotation, molecular function: vascular endothelial growth factor receptor 2 binding; protein folding chaperone. Gene Ontology annotation, cellular component: cytoplasm.